This is a messenger RNA of Nicotiana attenuata, 1659 nucleotides long. RefSeq lists its product as uncharacterized. Lineage: Eukaryota; Viridiplantae; Streptophyta; Magnoliopsida; Solanales; Solanaceae. The coding region runs from base 1 to 1659 and encodes 552 amino acids. The transcript is spliced from 3 exons. The record is from RefSeq and is a predicted model, not a curated record.
AUGGAUAAUGGUGAUAAAAGUUGGAUGAAUCUCCUGAGAUGGACGAAUGAGUAUAUCCGUGGAGUGAAUGAUUUUCUUGAUAAGGCAUUUGAACGAGCCGCCCAAGGAAAUGAAAUAUUAUGCCCUUGCAAAAAUAUCAUGAAUCGCUAUUGGCAUUAUAGAAAUGUGGUGGAGGAUCAUUUGGUUGUUCAUGGAUUUGUUGAUGGUUAUACCAAAUGGGUUUUCCACGGAAAAGGAUUUUCCUCGAGAAAUACACCUCAUCCAAGCAAUGGUGAUGAAUGUUCUACCAUGCGUGAUGAUAUUGAUGGACUACUUCAUGAUACAUUUAGAAAUAUUGAGGGUCAGGCAGGGGAUGAAGAAGGAGUUGGGGAAAGACUAUCUGAAGAUGCAAAGAAGUUUUUCAAAUUGCUGGAGGAAGGAAAACAAGAGUUAUAUCCGGGGUCUGAAAAUUUCAGUAAACUGAGUUUCACUAUUCGAUUGUACUUGCUUAAAUCCUUGCAUGGGUUGAGUAAUGUGGCUUUCUCUGAAUUGUUAGAGUUGAUAAAAGAGGCAUUUCCCUUUGCUCAGAGUGGUGGUCCUUUGACUAAAGCUAGCUCUAAAAUCCCUGCAAAGGUUUUAAGGUACUUUCCUUUAAAGCCUAGACUUCAGAGGAUAUUCAUGUGUCCUGAAACGGCUACUGCAAUGAGAUGGCAUACUAAUGAACGACCCAAUGAUGGGAAUAUAAGACAUCCUGCAGACGGGGAAGCUUGGAAGGCUUUUGAUUCUUGCACCCAGACUUCUCUAGAGAUGCUAGGAAUGUUAGAUUGGCCGGAGUAUAUAAUGUUAUCUAUGAUCAUUCCAGGUCCAUCAUCUCCAGGAAAUGAUAUAGAUGUGUACCUACGACCAUUAAUUGAAGAAUUGAAGGAACUAUGGGAAAUUGGGAUAGACACAUUUGAUGCUGAAACCAACCAAACUUUCCGAAUGCGUGCAGCCUUAAUGUGGACAGUUAGUGACUUUCCAGCAUUAGCAAUGCUUUCAGGAUGGAGCACUAAGGGGAGAUUGGCAUACCCCACUUGCAAUUAUGACACAUGUUCUCAAUAUCUCAAACAUAGUCAUAAGAUGUGUUACUUGGGCCAUCGAAGAUUUUUGCCUCGUGAUCAUACAUUCCGACGAGAUAAGAAGUCUUUUGAUGGUAACGAGGAGCAUAGACCUGCACCUGAUCCAUUGUCGGGUGAAGAAGUGUUUGGCGAUCUGCUUGAAUUCAACAAUAUCUUUGGAAAGAGCUCUAAAAAAAGGCCUCGGAGUGAUAAGGGUCCGUGGAAAAAGAGAUCCAUUUUUUUCGAAUUGCCAUAUUGGGUGCAUAACAAAUUGAGGCACAAUCUUGAUGUGAUGCACAUUGAGAAAAACAUAUGUGAUGGUUUUCUUGGGACUUUAUUAGAAAUAGAUGGAAAAUCAAAGGAUCAAGAAAAAUCUCGCUAUGACUUACAAGAAAUGGGGAUACGAAAGGAGCUGCAACCAAGAAUAAAUAAUAAUGGAACUAUAAGUUUGGAUAAAUCUUGUUUCUACAUGGAACCAAAACAGAAAAGUUUAUUUUGUACUGUCAUGAAAAAUGCUAAAUUACCAAAAGGGCGUGCUUCGAAUAUUUCAGAACGCGUGCAAGUGAAGGAGAUGAAAAUAUGA